GGUUUUUAAGCGCGCAUGUCGGUGACGUCAUCGUAUUCCGAGCAUGCCUACAAAGGUCGAAAAUAAACAAAGACCCAGAAAAAAGAGCCUUGUGUUAUUUCGGUCCAGUUUGAAUUCUAGUCCGCGUUUACCGUCCGAGCGACCAUGGAAAACGUGUUCUCGUGUCGAGCAAGUGUUUAUUUAGACCAAGGAGGCAGGAAAUACAUGGAGGAUUUUGUUCAGAUUAAACAAGACGAUGAGCCGAGUGAGGACGAGCUGAACGCCGCCGCCGCCGAGACGGAAGUGCAGAACACCGGCGAUCAUCUUGAACAUUCGCCCGCGGAGCGAACAGAGGGGUCGCAACUGUGUCCGUCAGGUCCGUCAGGUGUUCCGGCUCUGGAGAGCGAUGAAGCCGGUCACGGUGCUCUGACACACAGCCGUCGGUCCCGGGCUGUGGCUUUCUACGCGGUGUUCGAUGGGCACGGCGGCCCCGACGCAGCGCGGUAUGCACAGACUCAUCUCUGGGAUCUGAUCAAAAAACAAAGAGGCUUCUGGUCCACAGACGACGAAGAGGUUUGCGCAGCCAUACGGAAAGGAUUCGUCGCCUGCCACCACGCUAUGUGGAAGAAACUGCCUGAAUGGCCGAGGACAGCGACCGGCCUCCCCAGCACAUCUGGAACAACUGCAAGCGUUGUUGUGAUUCGCCGUGAUCGUGUGUAUGUGGCCCACGUUGGAGACUCGGCGGUGGUUUUAGGGGUGCAGGACAGUCCCACUGAUGAGGUGCUUCGUGCAGAAGAAAUAACACAGGAUCACAAACCUGAGCUACCAAAAGAGAGGAAAAGAAUCGAGGGCUUGGGAGGGAGUGUGAUUAAAAAAUCUGGGGUGAAUCGAGUGGUGUGGAAGAGACCCAGGCUAACGCACAAUGGGCCAGUCAGAAGAAGCACAGUCAUUGAUCAGAUUCCUUUCCUCGCUGUAGCUCGAGCUUUAGGUGAUCUAUGGAGUUAUGACUUCUACAGUGGAGAGUUUGUAGUUUCACCUGAGCCUGACACAGCUGUCAUCAAGCUGGAUCUAAAACGGCACCGCUACAUCAUCCUGGGUAGUGAUGGCCUCUGGAACAUGGUUUCACCACAAGAAGCAGUAUCCAUGUGUCAGGAGACUGAUAGGGCCAAGACUAAGUGCCAUAAGACGAGGGAAAACGUUUGUAGUGCUCAGGAGCUGGUGAACCAGGCCCUUCAGAGAUGGAGUCAGCGCCUGCUUCGUGCUGACAACACCAGCACUAUAGUCAUUUCAUUGGAAGAAGUAGGGACCUUUUCUGAACCUUUGCCCCCGUAUGAAGUUGUGUACAACCUACAGGGAGCAAAGUCAUGCUCUUCAACAGAAUCUUCAUCCAGCACAUCACACAUCCAGGAUGCAGAUGUGUCUUCUUCCAGGUGUGAACUGGAAUCGUCAGGCCAACAAAAUGCAGACAGCGGGACGAGAGGUUCUAAAUUAUCAAAGUCUAACUUUCCUAGCAAAGAUGAAAAUGAUGAGAGCUUGAACAGUGGCAAGAAUAGUGAUAUUGUGCCCACUGGCAAACGAGUGCUGGAGGAUCUCUCCCUCCCUGCAGGAAAGAGGGCACGUCGUAGUCUCCCUCACAGCCACGCUUCCUCGUGUACUACCCGUCGAAGGUACAGCGAGCGUCCGUCGCUAAGACGCGGGAGCAAAAAUCAAAAGCAGUCCAGCAAAGUACAAGGUCUAUUACAAGAGCAUGGAAAUGCUACUGUAUGCGUUUGCUAAUGUUUGUCUUGCACGUGAUGUAUAUAUUUUUUAAUGCACUCUUUCGCUUUUCACAUGUUGGAUGGUUACAAACUCUGAUUAACUUCUUAUAAGCUACUGAGAAACCAGGCUCUAAAGUUAGAAGGUAAAAACUUAAGAAUGAUGGAAUUUUUUAAGAGGAAAGCAGGCAUGACAAUGCAAUAUGGUGUUCUGCUUUUCAUCUGGUAUAUCGUGGCAAACCUGUUGUUUCACUUUUUUCUGGGUCAUGUAAAAUGCCCCAAAUUUUCCAUAGUCAACUUCUCUAUAUUGUUCAUGUUCAAUCUUGUAAUGCUGCAGUAAUAUCACCUACACAUUUUUGGCCUUGUAUGUACUUGGGGCUCGGACACUUUAUGUUGAAGAAUUCCUGCUGUCUUCCGUUCAUCGCAGUGGAAGGAUCGUGUGAAAAUUUCAACAGAAGAAUGCAUAUCUUCCGGGAAGAUAUUUCUCCUCGCAGGCGACAUGUACAUAUUCCAAAGAACAAUUUUAAAAAUGACAAUUUACUUUGAGCCAGUCAAUGUAUUUUUAUACGCUUUGUUUUACAGAACAAAGAAGGCACACACUUUCUACUAGCAUGGUAUCUUAAUCUCCUGUCACUAUGUAUGAUCUUACCUCGUCAAACAAGCAAGAAAUAUAUACAGGUCAAAGUCGAAGUUUUAAAUACAUAUUCGCAUUAUCCCGAAUCUCAUUUACAGAUAAUUGUUUAUUAGUUUUUAAUGUUUUUUAUUUCUUAUCUGUGAGAACUUUGUGCAACUUAAGGUGCUGCUAUGUUUAACAAGGUAAAUAAAAAAUAAUAAAGUAAAUUACAAAUGUGUUGACUUGCCACCGAAUGUCUUGUGGUAUAUAAGUAGAACAGGAUCUCCACAAAAGAAUAUCAUUAGCAGAGCUGCAAUUUUCAGGAUAUAACUCACUAGCUAACAUUAGUCUCAUUAGCUAGCUCACUAUUAUUACCUGCUAGCUAAUAUAGCUAUCGUUUGCUGCUGAAACUUGCCGUCUACUCAUGUAAAGUAGCUCUACUGCUAGCUGUGACCUCUAGCUAAUAUAUCUGUUAUUAGCUGUCUAACUAUUGUCACAGUUAUAAAAAGUGAUAAAAAAUGUCUGUGCAUGAAGUGCUGAAAAGCCUUUAAUGGACACUUCUGAGUUAUGUUUUGAAGUGAACUGGCGGACAUACCGAGAUUCUAAUUGUGCCGAUAUAUCCAACUAUAAAUAUAUUAGAUCCAACUAUAACUAUACCUAUAAAUCUAGGUUAAAGAAGUACAUUAUGUAAACACCAGAAACUAGUACUGGCAUGCCUAUAGUUUAGCUCUUAGUCCGAACAUGUUUAUAUGCCACUACAUUCAUGUUUGCCUGUGGAUAUUAUGAAUUCUAACAGUAAUUAAAGUUAACACAUAUCAUAUUGAAUACAGUAGACUUCAGUUUUUUCCCCACAUCUUCUGUUAUUUACUAACUCUUGUAUUGCCUGCUCUGUAUUUGUUUAUUCCACCAAAGAAAUUGGUGUGUCUAUGGAUUAUGAAACUCCCUGAAGCACAGAGGUCAUUUUAAUGGAGCAAGUCAAGACUAGUGACAUUUGGCAUAAUCAUUAACCCUGAUUGAUUUAUUGAUUGAUUGAUUGAUUGUUUUUGUGUGUAUGUGGCUAUUUUGUAACAACUGUAUUGUUCACUUCAUUGCAUCUCUGUUAUAUUAACACUGGUGCUUUAAUGUAGUUUAUUUUUAAAUAUUAAAAAUGGAGCUACCGUC
Tachysurus fulvidraco (yellow catfish) is the source of this 3507-nucleotide messenger RNA. It is a transcript of the gene ppm1da, whose product is annotated as protein phosphatase, Mg2+/Mn2+ dependent, 1Da. Lineage: Eukaryota; Metazoa; Chordata; Actinopteri; Siluriformes; Bagridae. Bases 145 to 1755 code for a protein of 536 amino acids. Gene Ontology annotation, molecular function: mitogen-activated protein kinase binding; cation binding; protein serine/threonine phosphatase activity. Gene Ontology annotation, biological process: protein dephosphorylation. The record is from RefSeq and is a predicted model, not a curated record. The transcript is spliced from 6 exons. Gene Ontology annotation, cellular component: cytosol; nucleus.